Meloidogyne enterolobii is the source of this 903-nucleotide messenger RNA. The record is from the annotation of a GenBank genome assembly. Lineage: Eukaryota; Metazoa; Nematoda; Chromadorea; Rhabditida; Meloidogynidae.
AUGCUUUCCUUACCAAUAGAGGCAAAACUUGAUAUUUUUAAAUUUUUCACCUAUCGACAAUUAUGUUCAGUCAUACAAACAAAUUUUUAUUUUUAUGAUUUUAUUACUAAUUUUGAAGGAAAACUUGCUCGGGAAGAAUUAUAUGAAAUUUCUAUUUUGAAAAAUGGACUAGAAACCCCAAUUCCUUUGUAUUUAUAUGAGGAAGAUUCCCCCGAAAAUAUUGUUAUCUGUUUAGACGAAGAUGUGCUUAGUAAAAAUUAUCUUAUAAUUCAACUACCAGACAUUAUUAAAAGCAAAGACGACCUCAGAAUUGUUUACUAUUAUUUAAAUAAAUUAUUUAGUUGCUCUUUUGUAUAUUGCAACUUUGAUAUAUUUAUCUUCAAUCCAGAAUUAAUUGAAUUAUUAUUUGGAAAUGCUAAACAAAUUUGUAUUCGAGAAUUUUAUCUGGAAGUUACGGAUUGCAACAUUGAAAAUAUCUUGAAAUUCAUUUUGAAUCAUCUAAUUAGCAAAAGUCUUGAAAUUAAUUUUAGUUUAUCUAAAGAAUUUCCAAAAUAUAAAGAUAUUUUAUUUAAAAUUUUAACGAAAGGAGACAAUUUUAAUAGAAUUAGUUUGAGUGACUUAUUAAAUUCAACAACACUUUAUGAAAAGAUUAUUGAAUAUAUAGCAACAUCUAGAAACUGUUCAAAAAUGGUCUCUUCUAUUUUAUUUAAUUUCAAUAAUCAAACAAAUCUUAAAUUAAACGAAAAAGCAGAAAAUGCUGAAAUUAAACAACUUGAUAAAUUUAAAUCGACAAAAUACCAAAUAGCCAAUAUUUUCAAUCCAGAAGUGAGAUUCUCAUUUUACAGUGAAGAAUGGGAAGAUUUUCGGCGUUUUCAAGUUAAAAUCAACAUAGAGAGAGUGUAA